Molecule: messenger RNA, 1870 nt
Organism: Trematosphaeria pertusa
Lineage: Eukaryota; Fungi; Ascomycota; Dothideomycetes; Pleosporales; Trematosphaeriaceae
Exons: 1
Coding region: 414-1685 (423 amino acids)
Source: RefSeq, a predicted model, not a curated record
CUUCCAUCCCAAGUUUCUGUCACUGAAAGAGUGAAUGCAGUUUCGGCGUUAUGAUGGAAAAGUAUGGUUCUUGCGUGUUUCGGAGGUCAACGGUUGGUCCAUUUACACGUUCGGUUCGGUUGAAGUAGUGAAAGCAAUCCCACUACCACGAUUGGAUCAUUGUGAAAUUUUUUUGCCUUUCCCUACAACCUUGGCGUUGCACGUCGCGUAUGCACGUCGCGUAUGCUUUUUAAAGAGCCUCGCUCUUUCUCGACGUUGUUCUACCAUCGCACCAACACUCCAACCACAUACGAUCGUUACAAUCAAAUCUGUACCGUAGGUUGUAAUCUGCCCAAAUUAGCAGCGGAACAAGCUAACCCGUCAGUCUGAUAGACAACUGUUGCUGAGCUACUACUCGUUCGAGGCCAGCCAACAUGUCCUCUCCCGCUCCUCGUCCCACGCCCAUCAUGACUGGAAUCGAUAUGUCCGAGUCUGGCGGCGCUCCGCCCGACGAGUCGCCUCAGGCGGAUACUUUCCUUACACCUGGUCCUAGUACAUGUGCGUCCGGCAACCAGUCCACCCCGACGACCACCUCGCCGGACACACCUAUGACAGAUAACUGGGACUAUAAGAAUAUCAAUACUCCCGGAAGCUCGGAGCUAUCGUCAGAGAAGGAGAUAGAACUUUCGGACCACGAGAGCAAUCCGUCCGGCAUGGAGCCCAAGGGCGUGGUGUCAUCUGAAGCCACUGUUGGGCGCACCACGGGUGAAGUCGAGACUGGCCGCAAGCACACGAUCACGCCGCCAGAGCAGGGUCAUGAGAAGCGCGCCAAGGUGAACGCCGUGGAGCCUGAGUUGGACGAGGAGGGCAUCAUCAAGUUGCCCUUCCAGACUAUCAAGUCGAUCCGUAUGCCGCCGCGCGACGGAACCAGCCCGCCAGAUCCCAAUAGCUCUCCAUAUGGGCCAACGGAGAACCACCAGAACAGCAUGAUCAUCUAUUGGCUUGAUGAGCAAGACAAGAGCUAUACCGAGGCCACUCGACUGUUCGGCGAGAUGUUCCCGCGGAGUAAGGCGGUGGAAGAGGCGAUCCGUCGGCGGCACAUUCGGGCGUUGCAGCGACUCGCUAGGAAGUACGGCGUAAAGCCUCUUGAGGAGAUCCAAGGUCCGAUUGGGAAGAACACCUUGCGACGAGGCAAGAAACGCGCUCUUAAGGUAUCGAAGAUCGAUGGUGAGGCGAACAAGGAACGCGUCAAGCUCAAUAUCACCGCUGCCGAUCCUGUUCGGAACGUUGGCGGCGUUCGCGAGAUGGCCGCUCAAGAUACUCAAGUCGCCCAGGAUGAUAUCUCCCAACCAAAGUACGCGCGAAACACGGCGAGCUAUCUAGGACAAGGCCACAAGGUAAUCGAGAAGGCUGCAAUUGUCGUCUGGAAGGAUCUUGAGGGUCUCGAUUUCAGGGACAUCCGGGAUAGGUUGGACGACAAGUACCACUGGUCUCUGGGCCGAGGUACCGUCGAGAAGUACUAUCAUCUGACGCGGUCGAAGGUGUACGGUGCGAUCCUCGAGGCCGCUCCCUACCAUGAGGGUGGUGACCAGCGGGGCGAGGCUACGAUGAAACCGAAGCCAGACGGUGCAGGCGAUGACACCGGAGAAGCCACGGUUAGUACUCGGUUCCCGGCGGCGAAGGUCCAUCGUCGGCGGCCCUUCUAGUCACGCAUUCCAAUGGCAUAUCCAAGGUAAGCAGUCUGAUGCUAUGGUUCGGCACAUUGCUGACUUCCGGAGUACAGCGAACAAUUGUCUCAGGAUGUUCCUUUGGUAAACGUGAUAGCCAAACGCAUUCAUGAUGUGCUGGCUGCAAACUGAUUGCCGGAGAUGUGAUCUUGGUGUUGAUGGAG